UACAUACAGUACUUGGUUUUUACACAUCCAACACAACACAACACAAAGACACACCUAACCAAGUUAAUACUGUAGUAUACCAAAAGCAACUAUUCAAGUUUCUCUCUCUCUCUCUCCAUGGACUUUGAUCUGAAACAAUGGAGAAACCAGCAUGAGUCAGAGGAACAACAACAUCAUUCUACAAAGAUGCCAAAACUUCUUCUUCACUCUGAAACUCAUCAACAACAAUCUUCUGUUACUCCUGCUCUCCCUUUCUUUCUAGAAUCCAACAACACCAAAGUCAGCAACUUGUCAGAUUCAACAUUACCUUCCAACACCAACAGAUUCCCCAGAAUGGGAAGCCAUUUUAGCUUGUCUCAGUGGCAAGAACUUGAGUUACAGGCAUUGAUAUUCAGAUACAUGUUAGCUGGUGCUUCUGUUCCUACUGAACUUCUUCAACCUAUCAAGAAAAGCCUUAUCCAUUCACCUCUUCAUUUUCUUCAUCACCCUCUUCAACAUUUUCAACCUACACCUUUGUUGCAAACAGGGUAUUGGGGAAGAGGAGCCAUGGAUCCAGAACCUGGUCGGUGCCGGAGAACCGACGGCAAAAAGUGGCGGUGCUCGAGGGACGUGGUGGCCGGACAAAAGUAUUGUGAACGUCACAUGCAUCGUGGUAGAAACCGUUCAAGAAAGCCUGUGGAACUUCCCACACCAACUAGUAGUGCCAUUGGUGGUGGUGGUGGUGGAUCUUUCUCUGCUUCUUCUUCUAUUUCUUCUCAGCCUCUUACUACUUCAUUCAUGAAAUCUCCUUUUCAUCACCUCCUUCACCUUAAUGAACGUCCCUCUGGGACCAAGAAUGAAGACAAGAGGAUCUUAUUUGAAAGCGAAGAUCAUGUGGGUGGGGAUGGAAGAUCAGGUACCCAAAUGCUAAGACAUUUUUUUGAUGAUUGGCCACGAUCACUCCAAGAAUCUGACAAUGCUGAAAACAAUGUUGGGUCAUCCACAUGCCUCUCAAUUUCAAUGCCAGGAAAUAACAACACUUCUUCUUCAGAUGUGUCAUUGAAAUUGUCCACUGGCUAUGGAGAAGAACCAUGUCCAAGAAAUGAGAAUGUGGGCCUAGAAAAUGAUAACCAACAAUUGCAAUUGAAUUGGGCCGGAGGGUGGAAUUCGACUAAUAAUCAAGUGGCUUCAAUGGGUGGACCACUAGCAGAAGCAUUUAGAUCAUCUACUUCAACUUCUUCUUCACCUACUAGUGUUUUACAUCAAUUGCCUCGUUCUUCCGGUUCUGAGACUAGCUACAUUAGUACCUAAGUUUAGUAGUUGGUACUUUUUAAAUUAAAUUAACUUGUGUUUUCUUUUGGGGGGUUUGUUUCCACUUUUGUAGAAUUGUUGGACCACGUAUCCCAUUUGUAUCAACCUUAUGAAUUUUGUUUGUUGUUGACUUGUUGUUGGGGAAUGGAAGGGAUAUUGUUGGCUUAUGUUUAUUUACA
This is a messenger RNA of Cicer arietinum (chickpea), 1469 nucleotides long. Its product is annotated as growth-regulating factor 4. The record is from RefSeq and is a predicted model, not a curated record. Gene Ontology annotation, molecular function: ATP binding. Lineage: Eukaryota; Viridiplantae; Streptophyta; Magnoliopsida; Fabales; Fabaceae. Gene Ontology annotation, biological process: regulation of DNA-templated transcription; DNA-templated transcription; developmental process. Gene Ontology annotation, cellular component: nucleus.